AUGUCUGAAUACCGCCUAAGGCUGAACAACUACCUACAGGCCAACCCAGCCGUAGGCCCAUUAACACGUCAGGAAAGUUCUGAAGGCCCCUCCAGCAAUGCCACAUGGACUGUUGUAGCUUUCCUCAAGGGGGUAGAGUAUGGCAGAGGGGUGGCGCGGACCAAAGCAGAGGCUACAGAGAUCGCUGCCGAGCGGGUAUUAACUGAACUCAACGUGCCGCAUUAG
Messenger RNA from Fomitopsis serialis, 225 nucleotides. RefSeq lists its product as uncharacterized. Bases 1 to 225 code for a protein of 74 amino acids. The transcript is spliced from 3 exons. The record is from RefSeq and is a predicted model, not a curated record. Lineage: Eukaryota; Fungi; Basidiomycota; Agaricomycetes; Polyporales; Fomitopsidaceae.